Molecule: messenger RNA, 1599 nt
Organism: Colletotrichum truncatum
Lineage: Eukaryota; Fungi; Ascomycota; Sordariomycetes; Glomerellales; Glomerellaceae
Product: alternative oxidase
Source: RefSeq, a predicted model, not a curated record
AUGUCGACUUGGAUGCUUCUCAAAACAGUCCCUUUCGCGAUAAUUCUUAUCGUGUUAUGGCUUGUCUUGUCUACUACACAUCGCGGUUCUAUUACAUCCUUCAACGGUUGGGAUUCAACCACGACUAAUGAUGGUUCCAAGUUUGAAGACACCCCUGAGUUCUAUGAUGAUCACAAAGUUGUAGAUGUUCCCAAGUUCGAAAACACUCACAAAUUCGAAGACGUCCCCAAAUAUGGAAAUGGCCCCAAGGUCGAGGAUGCCUCCAAAGUUCAAGAUGUCACUGACGUCGAGGAUACUGUCGAUGACGACCUAGUCAUCAACGAGAAGACCGGCCAGACAAGCGGGAAGACGUGGAACGCCGCCGAGUUCAAAAAGGCGUGGCUCGAGGCCGACGGUAAAGACUUCUACCAGAACCGCAUCUCGGAAGUGUGCCGCAAGGCAACCUGGCGCAAGGAUGUUGUCCUUCAUAUGCAACAGUCGCGCGGCGGACUCGGCAACGUUCGGGCCACGAUCCUAGAGUUCUUCCACGCGGCCAUACUCGUCGGCGCCAACGUUAUACUCCCUUCGUACGCGAUGCGUCGACCUAAAAAUGAGACGGAUGCCGGCCUCGGCUUUACAGACAACGACAUUGGCUUCCACGAUUUCAGUCAUUACUUUGACAAGGACUGGCUGUUGGAGACCAUGGGCGAGCAUUGCCCGCAGCUCAAGAUCUACCAAACCGUCGAAGAGGCAUCAGUCACGUCCAAUAUCUCGGAUAUAUACACCUGGGCGAACGCCCGCUCUGACAAGGACCCUAAGAAUACCGAGGCCGUCUUGAAGGAGCAGUUCAAAAAGUGGCUCACCUCCCAAAAGGCCUAUACCCCGGGGUCUAGAACGCUUGUUCCGGUGACGGCCACCCUCCUAAACUUUGACAUCCACUCGAGACCCAAGCUGCGCACAGCCCUGGGGCGUCUCUUGCGUAUAAAUCCAGACGUCAGGGGGCUGGCUGGUGAGGUGGUGUGGGCCAUGCGCGAACGAUACAACCUGAAGGAAACGCUGGACCCCCGCGACCUCGUUCCUCGAAAUUCGUACUGCGGCGUGCACCUGCGUACAGAGGACGACGCGAUCCGUGCUGGCUGGACAAACAUUUACACCUUUGACCAGCAAACGGACAUAUUCAUCGAGAUGUGCGGGCGUCUAGGGUUCCGUGUCAUCUACGUCGCUAGUGGACUGCAGGCGGACGUCGUCCGGUUCGCGGAAAAGGCGCGGGCGAGCAGUCUCACGGUACUCGGCAAACACGAUCUGUUAAGCUCGCCCGCCCAGGAGAUGGCCCUGACGUUGCUGUCGUGGGACCAGCAGGGCGCGCUGGAUUACGAGGUGCUCGCGCGGUCGAGUUACUUCAUGGGGCCGUCGGUGAGCAGUUUCACCUGGAGCUUGGCCAUCAGGCGAUACUUCAACAAUGUGGAUGUCGGCAGGGGGUCGCUCAAGUGGGUGAACCCGUACGCCGUGCAGGAGGACGAGCCGCAUGUCACGUACGACGACGGGAUCAGCCGGGUGAUCCUCAGGCCAAGCGAGAUAGACUACCUGCAAGACUUUUCUCCGAAGGGUAUGUUUCCUUAA